Messenger RNA from Westerdykella ornata, 1893 nucleotides. RefSeq lists its product as uncharacterized. NCBI's taxonomy places the organism in Eukaryota, Fungi, Ascomycota, Dothideomycetes, Pleosporales, Sporormiaceae. Gene Ontology annotation, molecular function: cullin family protein binding; zinc ion binding; ubiquitin protein ligase activity. The record is from RefSeq and is a predicted model, not a curated record. The coding region runs from base 1 to 1893 and encodes 630 amino acids. Gene Ontology annotation, biological process: anaphase-promoting complex-dependent catabolic process. The transcript has a single exon. Gene Ontology annotation, cellular component: anaphase-promoting complex.
AUGGCCGAUCAGGUUCGACACCGCCGGACCCAACCUUCUAGCCCGGGAACAGAGAGGGAGCCGCAGUCGGAGCAAACGCAUGGCACCCCUUCACGUGCCGCCGGGGUCGCGCCGCCUGCGAAUGCUCUUUGGUUGACGACGGCGGGGCAACCUGCUCUACCACAGACCUUCUUCACAAUCCCUCCUCACUUGGACCAUCGGAACCCAACCCCUCUCUACUAUCUCCAACCCUCACAAAGUCCCACUACUUCCGGAACGGCACAGUCGUAUACUGGCUCCACUGCGCCUCCCAUCCUCCUCCCGCCUGGAGCUUUCCGUCCGUUCUUUGGCCCUCCGGCACAUCUACAGUAUCCACCAGAGCAUCCGCAACUCUCAUACCACUACCGCAGUAUCGACCAUCCGCCGCCUUUUGGCCCAUCGCCUGCGCCGCCAGCAGGAGCCACUGUUGUGCCCUCUCCAUAUCAGCCGCCUCAUCCCCAGCAUCAUCCACAUCAUAUGCCGCCGCAAAACCUGGCCCCAGCGUGGUCUUCCGCUUACCGAACGAGUGAGAAUGGACAGCUCGCUCCCACUGUAGCUCACCAGGUCACUGGAACGGGCCCUUCCCUUCCACCUCUAGCCUAUGCAUACAGUCUAUCGUCUCCGCCACCUCAGCCGGCAUUUCCACUAGCACAUAUUGGUGCGCAGACUCGGAGUUCACAUUUGGAGGUAGCACGAGAUCCUCGCCUACAGAAUGCGACCGAAGCUGAGAUCCGGUCGGACAUACGACCUCACGCUGGCACAUCCAUGGAGGGGUGCAACAGAAGCGCAGCAACCAAUUCCCGAAAUGUGAGAGUGGCAGCUCGGCCUUCCCGACGGCAAGAAUACUCUCACCCGGUCCCACCGCCGAGUGGCGUCCAGUGGCCGUCCUCUGCGAACCGAUUCCACUCGGCUGAGACCGCCGCCUUCGCUUUGAAUAUGCCAACUCCUUCGACUCCGACCACAUCAAACCGCCGAAGCUAUGAACGAUUUCAGGAAAAUGGUUCAGGACAGCCCUCUCAUGAAUAUCUGGUCGAAGUUGCCGCCAUCGAGGAGCGUAGACGAAGGCUCGAAGCAGAGCGUAUUCUGCAUGCCGACCAAGUCGCAGCUGCGCAAAUCGCUCAGCACAUGCAAGCCCACGAGGUGCGGAUACAACAAUUACGGCAAUUACAGCAGCAACACCAGCAGCGCAGGCGCCGCAUACCACACCGUAACACACCGACCAAUGAGCAGCUGCAAGCACUGGUUGCAACACUAAGAGCCAAUUGCUUGCUACACCCUCACCUUCCCACCGAAGACAAUACAUGCGGCAUUUGCACCAAAGAAUACGCCGGCGAAAAGUGCGACGCGUCCGAGGAUCGCGAAAAUGCAAUCCUAGUACCAUGCCCUGCGAAGCAUGUAUUUGGAGAAUGGUGCAUCAUGACAUGGAUCAGGACAUGCCUCGACCAAAAGAAUGUCAUCGCGUGUCCAACAUGCCGUAAGGCGCUUAUCGCACCGCGCGAGAAGCCCGCACGCGCGCCAACUUCUCGACAGAGGCAUCGUAUGUUUGCGGCCACAAUGAGGGAGAACAUGCGUACCGUCGCCGCUGAACAACAACGCGAGCCUCUGACCAGAAACCAAGGGGGCCCCGGGGGACCUUAUAUGGGCGAGUUUGUUGUUAACCCCAGUGACCCCACCACAUUCCCCCUGGCACUGCCAACGACUCCGGUGACACUUCCCCGGGAACACGUUCACGCCGCUCUGGCGGGGGAAUCAGGCGAGGGGGAACCGGAGGCUGGCGAGGACGAAGAGGACGACGAGGAGGACGAAGAGGGGGACGAGGACAGUCUCGACGAACGGGCGUAUUCGCAGAACGAUGACACGGAAUUGGAGGAUUAG